AUGUCUCCUACGCCAAACCCAGAAGUGGUGUCCCCAACCGUCCCGAAAACAACCUUCACGAACAUGCCACAAGAAAUGCGAGACGAAAUCAUUGGAUACAUCAAACCAAGAUCAAACCUCUUCGAGGUUAAUUUUGCUACCUUGACAUGUGUCGCAAAACCAGCCAUCACGCGACUAGAGGACAUGACAGACACCUUGAGUCUAAAGCAGGUCACUAGGGACAUCAAAGCUCAGAUAGUCGCAGUCAUGAAGCCAGGACCGAACAGACUGCGAAGGAUCAAUUCUCAAAGCGGGUCUAAUAUCUUUCACUUCAAUCCUAGGAAAGAUAUAGUUCUAGUUGACUGCCGCGACCUUGAUCUUCCCGACGAGGACCCAGUCUAUUUUCCCUCGAAUAUCCCGCAAGGAAUAGCCGACGGCCUUAGCGACUAUCUGCGUGGAGCCUCAACUCUUGUGAUCCGAAAAUUUCCUUUCCUCAAAAAUCAGAGGAUCUGGAUGCGCAUAAUAAAGAGUUGCGCUAAUUUAAAAGCGCUUUAA
Molecule: messenger RNA, 534 nt
Organism: Glarea lozoyensis ATCC 20868
Lineage: Eukaryota; Fungi; Ascomycota; Leotiomycetes; Helotiales; Helotiaceae
Exons: 1
Coding region: 1-534 (177 amino acids)
Source: RefSeq, a predicted model, not a curated record